AUGGUCAGUCCAGUGAGCGAGCAAUGCCGUCUCUACGGAAGUGCCGUUAGUAAUGGCGUCGACAGGUCGAUUGUCCAGGAGCUUCGGACUUUUGCGGAGUGUGCCCCCGCUCACGAGCGCUUUGAGCAAUACGCGGAGAUUCGCUUUGUAUACGAGAUGCUGUCGAUGGCAGGUGGCCUCGAGAAGGUGUCAGCCGUCGUCGAUUCGUGGGUCAACAACGAAGGCAAUGUCAGUCGGGCAGCACGUCAUGUGGACCGCCACUGUACUCUUGUGGGGCAAGCCCUCGUGCGAGCCUUCUGCGUUUUCCGGCUCAAAGCAUUUGAUGGGGUGCAGUGGGAAUAUCUGGACGAUCACGGUGCUUAUGAUAAGGACGAGGGGGAACCGCGUCCGCAGACGGUCGUCUUUAUUGCCUUGACGCGUCUGAGCCCGCAGAACGGAUUCUUCAUCGACCUCGAGCCAGGUCAGGACGUAUGUGUGGACAGCAAUGCAGGCUUGAAGUUUCCCCCUGGAGGGGGAGGCCUUGGUGUCUGCCUAUGUCUGAAUCUCUAA
Molecule: messenger RNA, 549 nt
Organism: Saxophila tyrrhenica
Lineage: Eukaryota; Fungi; Ascomycota; Dothideomycetes; Mycosphaerellales; Extremaceae
Exons: 2
Coding region: 1-549 (182 amino acids)
Source: RefSeq, a predicted model, not a curated record